AUGCUGUUUGAAGUGAACCCGUACGGGCAUCGCCCAGGACCCAACGAUUUCUGCUCGAUCGGGAUGAGCAACUGGAAGGGACGGGCACUGCGUGUCCACUACUCCUUGAUCCAGAAUUCCCCCUACGAGAGCCGCAAAUUCUGGAGCCGCAAACUGAAAAGCGAGCGCCCACUGAUGAUCAGUCGCGUCCCGCUGCGCUUCGAGCGACUCGAUGAUGAU
Mesorhabditis spiculigera is the source of this 219-nucleotide messenger RNA. The record is from the annotation of a GenBank genome assembly. NCBI's taxonomy places the organism in Eukaryota, Metazoa, Nematoda, Chromadorea, Rhabditida, Rhabditidae.